AUGUUCUCGGUGCCGUGCGAGGGCCCGUUCGGAUGUUUCGACUACCACGGGACGCGACUCGUGUGCAUAGAUGAGGCCAGAAACUUGGUAAGAGCACAAUUUCAUGAAUAAUGGCAAUGGUCUCUUGGGGGCCUAACCAAGAUUGCUCAACAAAGAGCCUUUUUUUCAGGUCCUCAUAACACAUACGGAUGGGCCGGAAAUUGAAAAGUACACUUUGCCAUCGAGUUUGAGCAAGGAUCACUAUGUAUGGGUGAAAACAUGUUUCAUCAACGGGUUGGUCUGACAGGAAGAGAAAAUAAAACAAAAGUUCUCAUAAUGGUCAAUUUCAGACGUUUUCUUCUUGGUCUACUGAAAUCUCACCACGAUAAGUCGUUUCACUUGAUGACUGUCAGCUUCAAUCACGACCAAACAUGCUCGAUCCUGAAGCAUGUUCCGACGAAAAUAAUGUGUCAUGGCUUGCGGGUAGGACUAAAAGUCAUCAGCAAAUCGCAAAUCCACCUGCUCUUCUGUUUUUAGGUGGAAGCUCACCGCAGCAUGAGCCAGAUUGUGUUCAGUAUUUGCAAUACGAAAGUGUUAGUGAAGAGAUCUAUUCAGCGGACAAGUGACAGACAGUCGUUUAUGAAACAAUUGAGACAGGAAGAGGAUAAAGCGAAUGGAGAGAAGACGGUGACUGUGGAGACAAUAGUCGAGGAGACCACAGGGGAGGAAAUGAUAUUCGAGGAGAAAAAAGAGGAUGCGGUGUCCGUGGACGAUGAAAAGAAGAUGAUCGAAAGUGUCCUUCUUCUUGUCAAAGUCGAGCCGGAUGGAGACAUCAUUCCAACUAUCCUGUCAACCGGACGCAGACGCUACGGAAUCAAAAUUCACAGAACGCGAAGUAUCAGAGAGUUCCGAAGAACGUUCAGUACCAAGUUCAUGACGAGGUUUCCGGGUUCCAUCCAAUAAACACACAAUAUUCAUUCGUUUUCAGAUGGAGAUGCUUGGUUCCCAUCCAGAAUUCAUGCGAGCCCUUUUUGUGGGGCAACAACGCGUGCAUCAUCUCACGCGACAACCCAACGUGUUUUUAUCUUGCCCACACAAUUCUGAACCCAAAAAGCGGGAUUCUUGCAUCGCUUUUGCAUAAAUUGAGCCAUAGAUUCAGGUAAUAAUGACAAUUUUUCUCUUUUUAUGGAAAUCAUGUUUUUCAGAACGCAUACGCCCGUGACUGAGCCAGUGCAAAGCCCAAUUCGUGGACAGGGACCACCCUCGGCUCUCAUUUGGAGUAACAUUGACAUUCUUGGGGGAAUGCCCACUUUUCUGACUCUGGUUGGACGAUAGAGCGUGGUUGAAAAGUACUUCAUCGUUUCCAGAACUCGGAAACUCUGAAAAUCACAAAAUGGCAAGUGGUGCGCGAUGUUUACGGUCAUUUCGAUUGGCGGAAGACCGAGUUGGACAUUGAAGGGCCAGAAGGAACAUGCCGGAUCCUCUACAAGUGCAAUUCGGAGAACAACAACUCUUCCGAUUUCACAAUCCGUUUCCAACUGCAAAAGUCCGACGGAAAAUCUCAUUUCUAUCACUUCUCAAUCCCGCGCAUUGUCGUUCAAGUUUCCCCGUGA
This is a messenger RNA of Caenorhabditis sp. 36 PRJEB53466, 1592 nucleotides long. Lineage: Eukaryota; Metazoa; Nematoda; Chromadorea; Rhabditida; Rhabditidae. The record is from the annotation of a GenBank genome assembly.